This is a messenger RNA of Peniophora sp. CBMAI 1063, 2094 nucleotides long. Lineage: Eukaryota; Fungi; Basidiomycota; Agaricomycetes; Russulales; Peniophoraceae. The record is from the annotation of a GenBank genome assembly.
AUGGGGUGGUCCACACGGGAAUCUGCUUUCUCUUGCGAUGAAACCUCCGUGGCAACAAAUGUCUACGCUCUGGUCAUCGGCAUCGACAAGUACAAGUCCCGCGAUAUCGACGACCUCUAUGGAGCUGUCUCGGACGCCGAUGAUGUGUACAAGUACCUGCACACAGACCUAAGCGUCCCGACGCAUCACAUCGUGAAUCUCCGCAAUGAGGAAGCAACACGAGACGCAAUCAUACGGGAGAUCAAGGCAUUCAGCAGCCGCGUAGGGAUACGGAAAGGCGACGCCAUUGUCAUCUACUAUGCAGGGCAUGGCACUACCGCGAUCGCACCUCCGGAAUGGCACUCAGGCAAUGGUCGGGUAUCACUCAUCGUUCCGUACGAUGCGGAUAAGAAGCUUCAGACCGUCGGACCGCUGUCCCAGCACUCCAUCCCAGAUCGAACCAUCGGCGCUCUCCUUCAUCACCUUGCUGAGGCGGGAUGUGGUGGCGGUAUGGGCAACAACAUCACGGUGAUCUUCGACUGCUGCCACUCCGGUUCGGGAACUCGCGGUUUCGCUUCCCCUGACAUUCCUGACCCGCACCGGCGCCGUCAAAGAGGCUUCGCAUUGGAAGGAGCCCUCUCGGCGACGUUGGACGCAGACGUGAUGCGCGCAGUCAAACGCGUUCGUGACAUCAACGUUCUUGAGGGCUUCACGCAUGCAGGCGCCAAAUCGCACGUAUUACUCGCCGCCUGUCGCGAGAACGAAUCCGCCUUCGAGAAUGAUGGUCGCGGAUACUUCACUCGAGAGCUCCUGAAAGCCCUACGCGCCGUGAAACCUCACGAGACGACAUAUCAAGAGCUCAUGCGACGACUUGAGUACAUCCAAGGCCAGACUCCUCAGUGCGAAGGUCACUAUGCCGAUCGCGUACUGUUUGGUCUGCGUGUGCCAGGAAAGCACAAGGUGUAUCUUGCGAAACCUAUCGGCAGUGGCAAGUUCGUCGUGUACGCGGGUCUUCUCAACGGCGUAGCGAUCGACGCUCGUUUUUCCAUAUACACGGACAGCGCAUUCAAAGUCGAGGAUCCACCGAUGGCGACCUUGAGGACGGUCAAGGUCCAUGCGUUCUCGUCUGAGCUGACAGCUUGCAACCCACGCUCAAUCAUGAGCAAGGAGCUACAGCUCAAUAACGCAUCACGUUACUUCGCUGUGCCUCAAACGCAUCUCGAGAGGACGAAUGCGUUCCGGUCGUACGUGGCUUCGGCGUUAGAUCCCGGAAACUUUCAGGGUUUCAAGGAAAUUGCAAAGGACCUUGCGUGCACUCCUAAGGCCGACGGCAGCAAGGCCAGCAGCGCGAUUGGCAGUGGAAAGGUCAUCGCUACUAUUCGCGAUGUCGUGUCGACAACCCAGGACCUAUUGGCUUUACACGGACAAAAGACCAAGACCCGGGAGGCGCACGCCAUGGAGAACGCCAUCUCUCGCUUCGACAAUCAGUUGUGCCAGGCGCCUGAUCAUAGCUUCUUAAGGAAGAAGAUCGAUGUCGAGAUCCUUCAGCUUAAGCGCGACAUGAUCGGCCCAGAGGAGGGUGUAUGUUGGAUGGCACAGGGACCCAACCUCUACGACCAGGAGUCCGGGAUAGCGCACCUUCGCGCGCAGGACGGCACGCCAUACGGGAUCUUGUUGCGGAAUCAUUUUGCAGUACCGCUUCACGUGUGGGCGUUCUACUUUGAUGACAGUACCCUGGCCAUCACCGAAUAUUAUAGACCACCGGCGACAGGAUGUAAUGCUGAAGGAGUGCUUCCUGGAUCAUGCGAUCAUUUGCAACCGGGGUGCGGUCAUCCUGAGGACGUAAGAUUGAAGGGCGAGACUAAGGGCGAGCUCACGAUUGGUUAUGGCGCUGGCGGUGGACAACCCUGCGAGUUCGUUUUGCGCCGGCAUGUGGACGAGGGGCUUGGUUACAUCAAGCUCUUCCUUUCAACACAGCCUAUCGACCUGUUGGACUUCGAACAAGCCUCGCCGUUCCAGUCCGUCAAGACUCGUCAUCCCACCCAGCCGAAGAGGGACGCGAUGCCCUUGUGGGAUACUAUAACGAUCAUCCUAGAACUCUUGUACUAUUUGUGA